Labrus bergylta (ballan wrasse) is the source of this 4814-nucleotide messenger RNA. Lineage: Eukaryota; Metazoa; Chordata; Actinopteri; Labriformes; Labridae. The record is from RefSeq and is a predicted model, not a curated record.
AUGUUGGACUCUGAUGACUGCGUGUUGUCCCUGGACAAUCUGUUUUUUGAGAAGCCUAUUGUCCACAAAGUAAAGCCACUGCACCAGGAAGUCAGUCCAUGGCAGCUCGAAGCACCUCCAUCACUUUCACAAUUUCCAGCGACUCGUUUGCAGGAGGAGGCAGAGUCUCUCUCUACUCUCUCCAGUUUCUCACAGAAACCCCCAAAAUUCCAGCCUCCCUAUAAAGGAUCAACUGGCAUGAAGGUCUUACCAUCAAAAGUAAACAUUUCGUUCAGUUACACGGACAAUGAGAAAGAGAUUGAAAGUCAGGAUGGCAGCAGAAGCACCAGCAGAUGUGGCAGUCUUUGGGAAGAUGAAGAGAUCAGGGAAUACUCUCAGGGUGCCUGUCAGAGCAGUAGAGGGGGAGAUGAAACACCUAAGGACUCUGGUCAUGUGGCCACCAGCUGGAGAUGUUUGUCUCUGGACCCACCUCUACGGAGAAGCCUGUUCAAGGUUCAGCCUCUGAACAAAGGAGGUGACUCGUCAAACACACAUGACCUCAGUGGAAGCAACAGCCAGACAGCAUCCAGACCUCAAACUUUUCUCACUCAGGUUACCAUGGCGACUGCAACUCCUCCUCCACCUCCUCCUCCUCUUCAGCCGUCACGGGCGACCAUUAGCCAAGGAGCUCCUCCUUUUUUCCCCGAGUCCUCCUUUUCACCCCCUCCUUUGGGCUCAUCUGCAGCGAGCGAGCGACCCCCGCGGCAGACAGCACAUGCUGAGAUGCAGGACAAGGGCACAAAGAGAGCCUUCGUUCUGCCCAUGACACCUCAGCCACUCUGCAUACAAGGGUCUUCUGAGUCUGGAAUUCUGCGGCCAGUUUCUGAAAUCCCAGCGAAAUUCAGAUCAGUCUUCAGCAACUUCCCCUUUUUUAACUAUGUUCAGUCCAAAGCACUGGAUGAUGUUCUUUACACAGGUAACAACUUUGUGGUAUGUGCUCCCACUGGAUCUGGUAAAACGGUGCUGUUUGAGCUGGCUAUAAUCCGUCUGCUAAUGGAGACAUCAGAGCCUUGGAGAGACGUCAAAGCUGUCUAUAUGGCCCCCAUCAAAGCUCUGUGCAGUCAAUGCUUUGAGAGCUGGAAGAAGAAGUUUGGUCCUCUGGGGCUGAACUGUAAGGAGCUGACGGGUGACACAGAGAUCGAUGACUUCUUUGAGAUUCAGGAGUCCCACAUCAUCUUGACAACCCCCGAAAAAUGGGACAGCAUGACAAGAAAAUGGAAAGACAACUGUCUGUUACAGCUGGUCAGGCUCUUUCUUAUUGAUGAGGUGCAUGUGGUGAAGGAUGCGACCCGAGGUGCCACUCUGGAGGUGGUGGUGAGCAGGAUGAAGGCGGUACAUGCCUACAGGACGGCACAGAAUCCAGAGAAAGACCUGUCUAUGAGGUUCGUGGCUGCAUCAGCCACUAUACCCAACAUCUCUGAUAUAGCAGACUGGCUCUCUAAUGAGAGUGGUCCAGCCACAUAUCUGGAAAUGGAUGAGAGCCAUCGUCCUGUGAAGCUGAGGAGGGUGGUGCUGGGAUUCCCCAGCAGCCCAAACCAAACAGAGUUCAAGUUUGACCUGUCACUCAACUACAAGAUGGCCAACAUCAUUCAAACAUACUCUGACCAGAAGCCUGCUCUUGUGUUCUGCUCUACAAGGAAAGGAGCCCAGCAGUCAGCUACAGUUCUGGCUAAGGAUGCUCGCUUCAUCAUGAGCAUUGAACACAAGCAAAGAUUGAUGAAAUAUGCAAACUCUGUUCUGGAUUCAAAACUAAGAGAUCUGGUGAUGUUAGGUGUUGGAUUCCAUCAUGCAGGAGUUGAUGUGUCUGAUAGGAAGCUGAUAGAAAAGGCCUUCACUCUGGGAGACCUGCCUGUCCUCUUUACCACCAGGACUCUGGCCAUGGGAGUGAACCUACCAGCUCAUCUUGUGGUGAUCAAGUCCACCAUGCAGUACGUGUCGGGCUCCUGUGAGGAGUACAGCGAGGCAGACCUGCUGCAGAUGAUAGGAAGAGCUGGAAGACCACAAUUUGACACAUCAGCGACUGCAGUGAUCAUGACCAAGAUGCAAACCAAGGACAAAUACAUUAAACUCAUGAAUGGGAUUGAAAUCACUGAGAGCAGCUUACACAGUCACCUGGUUGAGCACCUGAAUGCUGAGAUUGUUCUCCAAACAAUCAGUGAUGUCAACAUGGCUCUGGACUGGAUACGCUCCACCCUCCUCUACAUCAGAGCCCUCAAGAACCCCACAUACUACGGUUUCUCGGCUGACUUGGACAGAUACGGAAUUGAAGCGAAAUUACAAGAACUGUGUCUGAGGAAUCUAAACUCUCUGUCCUCCCUCGGUCUGAUUGACAUGGACGAGGACAUCAACAUAAAGCCAACUGAGGGCGGUAGAUUGAUGGCAAGGUACUUUGUUGCCUUUGAUACCAUGAAACAGUUCAGCCAAGUGUCCGGCACUGAGAGCCUGUCUGACCUGAUUGAGUUGGUGUCAAACAGCAAAGAGUUCAGCGACAUUCAGUUAAGAGUGAACGAGAAGAGGCCUUUGAAUACUUUAAACAGAGACAAGAACAGAAUCACGAUCAGGUUUCCUAUGGAGGGAAAGAUCAAAAGCAGUGAGAUGAAAGUAAACUGCUUGAUUCAGGCUCAGUUGGGUUCCAUUUCAAUCCCAGAGUUUGGACUCGCACAGGACACAGCAAAGAUCUUCAGGAAUGGGAUGCGCAUCAGCAAAUGCUUGUCGGAGUUUCUUAGUCAGACACCCAAGACAGUUUUUUCUGCUCUGCUCAACUCCCUGAUCCUGGCCAAAUGCUUCAGAGCCAAGCUUUGGGAAAACUCGCCGUAUGUCUCCAAACAGCUCGAGAAGAUAGGCCAGACCUUAUCAACUGCCAUGGUGAACGCUGGACUCACCACGUUCAGCAAAAUAGAGGAAUCCAAUCCUAGAGAGCUUGAGCUGAUUGUCAACAGACAUCCCCCAUUUGGAAACCAGAUCAGAGAGUCUGUCAUAUGUCUCCCAAAGUAUGAAGUAACUCUGGAGCAGCUUCCUAAGUGUAGUUGUUCCACCGCUGAGAUUUUGGUGAAGGUGAACCUUAAAAACCAAGCCCAGCUGCUGUCCAGGAGAACGGCUCCCGACCACCACUUUGUCUCUCUGAUCAUUGGCGACUCCGACAACACUGUGGUCUUCCUGCAGAAACUCACGGACUUGCUGAUGUUGAAGUGUGGCAGCUGGUCAAAGAAGAUUGAGGUGACUAAGGCCUCAAAGGGAGAGGAGAUCAGUGUCAAUCUCAUCAGCUCAGAAUAUGUGGGCCUGGACAUCCAGCAGAAGUUUAAGGUGUACUACUCCAGAGCCAGGAGUUUUGAAACUGAUAAUCGAUACCAUACAUCAUAUGAUCCUACUGGACAGAGACCACAGAACUCUGCACAGAAACCACAGCUUCCAGUUCAGGCUGUGGCUCAGAGGGAAGGUGCCACAUCUUUUGCAGAACCAGAUUCAGGCAACAAAAGACAGUGCAACCACUUCUGCAAGAAUAAAGAUCUCUGUGCACAUGACUGCUGUAAAGUGGGUGUAACUGUGGCACGGAAGAGGUCAACAAAUCAAGAAUCCGGUUUUUCUUCCUAUUUGAACGACCUGAGAAACAGGAGUGACACCCUUGCACAGACUCCUGUCAAACGACUCAAGAUGAGAAUGAACAAGCAGAGUGAGUCUGUCAACAUGCAGGAGUUUUCUUACAAACCCAAAGAGAGACUAUCUACUGUUCCCAGGUAUGGAGCUAAUCUAUAUGAAGGUUCAGUGACACCUCACGCUCAGACUGUGGACCUGACAGGAGAAGACUUCACUCAGCUGCCAGGCACAGUUUGUCUGGACGAGUUUGACAGCGAUCAUCAAUACUACCUGGAGGACAUGAACGGGAUGGAGGAACCUUCCCAAACACCUGCUACAUCUUAUACUCCUCAUCAGAUGUGGAACCCAGGAGUCAGCGUUGGACAGCCUUGUCCGAACGAUAAUCCUCUUCCCAACCAGAACAAUAAUAAACUCAGUUACCCAAAGAGGUCACCUGCCAUGUCAGAUCAGGGUGUUCACUGUGAGAACACAGCAUUCUCACAAAUACCCACUGUGAACUUUGAUCUUGGAAGUGAAUGGGACGACUGGGGUGACUUUGAUGACGAGAACUUGGUGCAUGCGAGCGAGACAUCAAUGGUCUCGAAUGCUGCUACUGCCAGACCUCAAGUCCAGAAGUCUGUUGCCCUCAACACAGCAGGCUUUACUGCUGCAUCAGUUUUCACCCAUCAGUCACAAGCCAGGCAGUGUGUAAACACCUCUGCCCGAACACCACUCAAGUCAAUUUCACCGACUUUCAGUCCUGAAAUCAGAAGACCAGGACCCUCACCAGCAGUCAGAACACAGAGCAGAAUCACACUUGACUGGAAUAAGAAGAGACAGAACAUCUUCACUGAAGAUAUCCAACUAAAAACACAAGAAAAUCUACCCCAACAAAGCAAGACCUGUGUGGCCCCUCUCACCAGGUUUGAUUUCUUCUCAUCAAUGAUUGACUCAAGCGGCACAAGCUCAUCUGUCAACACAAGCACUAACAGCAAAGAAGAGGAAGCGUUCAUUGGAAUAUUUGAUGAUGGAGUUGUCUCCUGUAAACACUGAAGACAUCAGCACAAAUGGAUAUAUUAAAUCUGACAGAGGUUACAGGAGGAGCAAAAUCUCAAGGGAUGUAGAGCUAGACAUCGAGUCUGUCUACAAAGCUGUUCCUCAGCUGGCUAAGGUUUUCCACAUCAUGGACAAAAUCGGCGAAG